This is a messenger RNA of Ilyonectria robusta, 1928 nucleotides long. RefSeq lists its product as uncharacterized. The coding region runs from base 247 to 1812 and encodes 521 amino acids. The transcript has 8 exons. The record is from RefSeq and is a predicted model, not a curated record. Lineage: Eukaryota; Fungi; Ascomycota; Sordariomycetes; Hypocreales; Nectriaceae.
AUGGAGUCGAGUGGCUGGAAUCAUCUACAACCAGAACAAUUCCUGACCUCCGAAAUUGGCUUGGUUGAGCCUUCUAUGAUCGAGACCGAGGCGGCAAGCCAAAUUGCGAAUCAGGUAGAAUUAGGUAUGGAUCCAUGCCCAGAGAAGACUCUGAAAAAACUAUAGUCUGGCUACUCAGCCGUCGUGGAUGAAACUUUCGCCGCCCUCGAUUACCGGAGAAACAAAACAGGUUUGGUUCAGUUUUUUAUGGCCGAGUCUGAGUCGGUGGAACCAAUCUCAACUCAGCUAGAAUUAGUUCUGAAAUUCUGCCCCGAGAAGACCCUGGAAGAACUACAAUCUGGUUUCUCAACCAUCACAGAUGAAACCGUUGCUUUUCUCGAUGACCGAACAAAUGGUAUGCAAAAGGCAUUUCAUAGAGAGUAUCUUGGUCCUCUCACUGCAUAUCAACUCUGGUUGGCGAUAAAAAGAAAGCGAUUUGAAUUCAACGAACACGGAUGUACAGAGACCAAUGAUCAGACCCGCCCGGCAAAAUCACAAUCAGUUCUAUCGAGAGCUGACCGCCGUUCAAUAUUCAUUCCGGACUUAAACCGCUGGGCUAUGAUGGCCAUCAUCUCAACAGCUACGAUCAAUCAAAGUAGGGCGCUAAGAGAUACCUUUUAUCGACACUUAGCCUUCGAAAGCUUCAUUAGCGCCUCGUUUUCACCCAAUGGCCUUUGGAAUUCCUCUCCGACCUUCCAGCUGGCUUUUGACCUUCCUUUCUAUGUCUUGAGACGGGCGUCGCCUCACAACCCGCCACAGGAUCGUCGACCAAGAGGCGACAAUGACACUCUCAGAAAGGUCACAGAUUUGACUUUCCUUCAAAGACCAACGGGAUCUGAAACUCUGAUUCUAACCGACUAUCUUUGCGAGGCCCAAGUAUCUGUUCUUAUUACGGGAUCAGAUCCUCAGAGAUGGAUGGCAUAUUGUUUCAUUGACACCUACUUUGACCCCGAAGAGAGAAGGGAGAGUGUCGAUUCCUAUCUUGAUGAUCUCAUAAUCGACGAGGACUCUCAUUCAAGCUACGAUCCCGAUCCUUUUACCACCGGGGAAAACGAUGCAAAUUAUCCCAUGUCGACACCCAGAGAGUACUUUUUGGUUGUUUUAGACUCGAGACUACGGCACGUAAAAGAUGAAUGGUGUGUGCUGACGAGGGGCAUGAGCGAGAUGAUCAAGACAUGUAUAAACACAUGUCCUAUCGCAAUAUUCAAUCCGCAAUCUUCUAAUCUUGACAUUCGUCUGGCAUUCGUCCAGUCCUGUGCUUGGGCGGUCAAGGCACGAAAGCUUUUAAGCCAGUUGAUCAAAACCUUGAAAGCUACAAUCAAACAAUUAGAAACAUUCCAGGCAGAUCGGAAAUUUUCCACAAUCACGGGGCCUGCAGCUGGGUGUGUUCGGACGAUCCUCGCUAACACAGAACAGCUGGGGAUCGACUUACAAAACCUCGAAUGUCUUAGUCAGGAUUGCCAAGAUUACAUUGCGACAAUCACCCUGUAUGUCGAUGUGGAAACAAGUUCCCAAGUUAUCAAAGCACGAUAUAGACAAGCUGUGAACUUCAUUCUGUUAUUUAUUUUUACUCCAAUUGUACUUGCAGCCAGUGUAUUGUACAGGGUGUACAAGAAUAUGCCUCUGCCACUCACUUAUGAUAGCGCACUGCUUCUAAGCCUAGUUAUGAUUUUUAUGGUGUCAAUAUGGUUGUCAGUUGGUAUUAUGCGGAAUUGGGAGCGAAUUAAGAGCGUCUCUGGUAUCAGGGUAUUUAAGCGUGAGGUUAGAGGGUAAGUAUAAUACAAAAACGAUACACUGUAUGCCUGGACGCACCUCUGAUAUUUGUUUCUUUCAUUUCGGGCUUUGGAGACAGAUAGAGUGCUUUAGUCAUUUCAUGUUGUUGAUGGUAG